Messenger RNA from Colletotrichum navitas, 1068 nucleotides. RefSeq lists its product as uncharacterized. NCBI's taxonomy places the organism in Eukaryota, Fungi, Ascomycota, Sordariomycetes, Glomerellales, Glomerellaceae. The coding region runs from base 1 to 1068 and encodes 355 amino acids. The record is from RefSeq and is a predicted model, not a curated record. The transcript has a single exon.
AUGGAAGCAGUCCGAAUCCUGAACGGCCUGGUCAUUCCCGCUGAAAUCGUCGAUAUGCUGGCCAAGGCCGGCUGGGAUGCAGAAAAAUGUUGCAACCCAAAGCUAACACGGGAGGAGAGAAAGCUCGGCGCAGGAUCGGCAGGACUAAAGCGCAGUAUCGAAGACGAGAACGAAUUUUCAUCCCAAUCUAAGAAGCAGAAAACGGCCGCAGCUGUAUUCCAAAAGAAACCUUCUAAGGCCAGGAAUUCUCCAGAAAUACCAGUACCUCCUGAUCGAAACUUUCGAGACUCCUCGUCACAGAUUACCGAAGUAAUCGUUAAGACUGAGGGAGAGCUCCCGAAGCCAACUAUACCCCGACCAGCGACCAGCUUUCAUGUCUACGAUGCUCCUGGAGAGAAGGCGGGAAGGAACGGUCUGGGCAACUAUUUCCAUCGAGAAAGUAUCGAGAUCGACACCAAUGCAGCUACUAUUAAUAAAUCGCAACCUGUUGACAUCAUCAAGUUGCCUCUGGUCGCCAAGCCUCCCAACCCCAUGAGCCCGUCACCCAGGGGUGUACAUGAAAUCGAUACCUUGAGCUCGAUCUCUUCCAGGCGAAGGAAGCACACCUCCCGACGGGAACUGAAGCGAGCAAUCGAUAAUGUCAACAACAGUCUGGCAGUCAUCUCGGCCGGUGACUCCAUCAAGCUCCAACAAGCAGCCCGGGUUCGCAAAUUGUCCGAAAAUCUGGAAGACCACUCAGAUCAACUUCAAAAGCAUACUGAGCAACUGCAGAGGCAGGACUCCGUUCUGGCACAAAUCCGCCAUGAUAACCAAGUCCUCAGAGAAUGCCUUCAGGAGGCCCUUCUUCCUCUUUCUCAGGCAGUCAACGCGCUCCGAAAGUCGAGCAAGGGUGAUAAGCGGGCACUCAAAUCGGCUAAGAAGCGUGCCGAGAAGGGACUGAAGGAUUUCAAGUCUGCUACAAAAAAUACUGAGGUCCUAAAGCAAAGCUUCGAGCAUCUGCGCCAUGUCAUUGGAGCGGCAGAAGGCCGCCAUUGUGGCAAGAAUGAUACCUCGGGGCAGGGGAACUGA